Camponotus floridanus (Florida carpenter ant) is the source of this 2020-nucleotide messenger RNA. RefSeq names its product nucleolar protein 11. Bases 171 to 1988 code for a protein of 605 amino acids. Gene Ontology annotation, biological process: maturation of SSU-rRNA. The record is from RefSeq and is a predicted model, not a curated record. Gene Ontology annotation, molecular function: RNA binding. Gene Ontology annotation, cellular component: nucleus; nucleolus. NCBI's taxonomy places the organism in Eukaryota, Metazoa, Arthropoda, Insecta, Hymenoptera, Formicidae. The transcript is spliced from 4 exons.
UUAGAUAUUUCCACGUGCUUUGUCCUCUUUCUAUUUAUUCCUACCCGGUUCAUUUUUAUAUAUCAGCGGGUGCGUGUUUUUAUCAACGGGUUAAUUUAAAUCAGCAUCAACUGGCAAAAAUCCUUUCAGGAGUCUAAUCAGCGAAGAAGAGGGCGGCGCAUCAGGACGAUAUGUCCGUUAAAGCGAUAUGGCCGCUUUCAGGUUUCUCUGUGGACCAGCAAAAUUUACUGGGAGUCGAGAGGGACAAGGAACCGGGAUGUGCGAUAGUGACUCUUGGCAGGAACAUAGUGAUACGAUAUAAACUGCAGGACCUAAAACAGAUCAGCAGCUGGUCGAGCAAGGAAAGAUUAACGACACAAGUCAUCUACGAUAGAUCCAAGCAGCGUUAUGUUGCUGCCUUCAAUGAAAAAAAGGUACGGGUCUGGUCCUCGGAAGAGGAAACAGACUUGAACAACGUGAAAGGAUACAAGUUUCAGUCACCGGUUUACGCUAUUUUACAAUACGACGACCUGCCAGCUAUUCUGGUCCAGCGGAAUGGAGCUACCGCUUCCUUAGAAUGGGCGAUUGCGAACAGGAAGACAUGGACAAGCAAGGGUAUAACUAAAGCUAAGGAAAGGAUAUUAGAUUGUCGAUUGAUACAUGUAAACGGGAAGACGAGUUUGUUCUGUUUAACAAAGAUAGAAGAGGUCUACAAUUACGUGGUAGUUAAAUUGGAAGAUGACACUUGUCUGGAAAGAGCAGACACCAUCAGGAGGAUAGAAUUAAAACGAAAAUCGGAGGACCUCAUGGGACACGUAGUGAUACAUCACAAGAACAAUGCGUAUCUACUAACUUUAUGGUCACAUGGUAGAUUGUACAGUCACUUCUUGGCAGGGACGUCCUCUGAUCGAGAAGCUAGCAAACUCAUCAGCGUAAUUAGCAAUAUCAACACAAAUUAUCCCGUGGUCAUGACGCACUUGAACGAAACAACUAUAGCGGUUUACGGUGCCGAUGUUACGGACGAGGGCGCCAUACUGAUGAUUUACAAUAUACAGUUCAAGCUGGUGCAAGCGGCGCAAAAGCUGAAGCUGUACACCAAUGACGCCAAGCUCUGGAAGGUGGAGGACAAGUUGUUGCUCGCGGCAAACAGACACCUGGCCGUUGCGCCUUAUCAUCUUGCGCCGCAAAGAAUAGCCGCUAUGCUGGGCUCGUCCUUGCGUUUCAAGAACGAUGAAAACGACGCGGACGACAUCGUUGUGAUACAGGAAGCAACGAUGGCUCAGUGGGACAAGAGCCAAAAGCGAGUGAAGCACUCGUUAGGCCGGGUACCUUCAAGUAUCUCUAAGCAGAUUCACACUUAUUUAAACGAGGGAUGGAGCGAUGCAGUAAUACAGGAGACGUUGAUUCCAUCCCUGAUGGAAUCUGGCGAUGUCGUGUCGAUUCGCUGGUGUCUCGACACCUUUAAAGAUUUGCCGGAGAAGUUACUGGUGCAGCUUUUGGCAUUUGCCUUGAAUCGUCCUGAUAAGGCAUUCGUUCCUGUGCAAAACGGUACUGCUGAUAGUAAAUCGAAGGCUAAUAAUCCCUAUUCGAGAAACAGUUUUCUAGAUAAAAUAUUCAGUAUCAGUUAUUCUAGCGCUUCUCUAUUACCUCACUUGAAAACUGGUUUAACGUUUGACGAAGUGCUUAAAUUAUUGGAAUAUUUAAUGUAUAAAUUGAACGAGGAAAUGGAUUCGCUUGACGGUAACUUGCAGCCAAGUGAUCAGCAAUUAUACGAGUGGUCCUGUAUGCUUCUCGAUUCUCAUUAUCAACAUUACUUGUUGUCACAGGAUACGCAUGUUUUAGAGCUGUUCAAUAGACUAAAUUCCAUCUUGGAAGAACAUUUUCAGUUUCUGCAAGAUCUCGAGAACUUGAGGCCAAUGAUAGACAGGACCAAUAAUGGAAAAUCACUACGAUCUUCUUCAAGAAAAUACAAUAAAUUCUAUUCUAUAGAAGAAAUAAAACUUUAUUAAAUUAUAAAUUAAAUGUGAGACACACUUUACCC